Xenopus tropicalis (tropical clawed frog) is the source of this 637-nucleotide messenger RNA. It is a transcript of the gene naa38, whose product is annotated as N(alpha)-acetyltransferase 38, NatC auxiliary subunit. Gene Ontology annotation, cellular component: NatC complex; cytoplasm; nucleus. Lineage: Eukaryota; Metazoa; Chordata; Amphibia; Anura; Pipidae. Gene Ontology annotation, molecular function: RNA binding. The record is from RefSeq and is marked validated.
GUAGUUUUAGUUUGGUUCCAUGUGUGAGCUGGACUGCAAGUACCGGAAGGCUGUGCGGAGAUUGCUAUGGCAGCUGUGCUGGAGGAGAAUGGCUGCAGCAGGCAGAGCAGCCCCGGGGCUGGGGACUCGGAUGCAGAGGCGGGGGACACCGCCCGUCACAAGCUGGAAUCCCUCCUCAACCGGAACAUGAGGAUCGAAAUGACAGACGGACGCUCUCUGAUUGGCUGUUUCCUCUGUACGGACAGAGACUGUAACGUCAUCUUAGGCUCCGCCCAGGAGUUCCUGCGACCAUCCGACUCCUUUCCGGUCAGGGAGCCGCGGGUGCUGGGUCUGGCCAUGGUGCCCGGGCAUCACAUUGUGUCCAUCCAAGUGGAACUGGAGAGUGUCACCUCCCCUCAGUACAUCUAAUUCUCUAGGACUUAGGCAACUGUGUUCCUCGGGGGCCUGGAUAGCCCUGCCCCCGAGUACAGUGCCCGCCCCUGAGGGGUGGGAACAUCUGUAAACUCGGAGAAAAUCAUGUUUGUACCUCUGUGUGCCCCCCGUGUCCUGUGCCAGGGCAGUACCUGGGUUGGCGGUGCCUAUGUGGGUGUGUGUGUUUGUAACGAUUGUGUAAUAAAGUGUCCAAUCCAUUGCUAAA